Molecule: messenger RNA, 2871 nt
Organism: Aspergillus tanneri
Lineage: Eukaryota; Fungi; Ascomycota; Eurotiomycetes; Eurotiales; Aspergillaceae
Exons: 6
Coding region: 1-2871 (956 amino acids)
Biological process (GO): vesicle transport along microtubule; nuclear migration; establishment of mitotic spindle orientation
Cellular component (GO): kinetochore; nuclear envelope; microtubule associated complex
Molecular function (GO): dynein complex binding; microtubule plus-end binding
Source: RefSeq, a predicted model, not a curated record
AUGACUCCAACAGCAUCCUUUGCCGGCCAUAAUGCUGGAUUCCAGGUUGGUCAAAACACUGGUCAGAUCCACAAUUACUUCAACCAGACCGAUGAUUCGAAGGCCACUAAUCCUGAGCUUGAUAAGAAGCGAAUCGAAGAAGAAAAGGGUGGCCUUCUUCAAGACUCAUACCGCUGGGUGCUCAACCAUGAAGAUUUUCAAAGGUGGAGGGAUGUUCCUGACGGUCAGUUGCUGUGGAUCAAGGGUGAUCCUGGAAAGGGCAAGACAAUGUUGAUCUGCGGGAUUAUUGAUGAGCUUUCUAAGACCAUCGAAGACAAUAUCAAUAUUGCCUACUUUUUCUGCCAAGCCAACAACAGUCGAAUCAACAGUGCUACAGCAGUUCUGCGAGGACUUAUUUAUAUGCUCGGGAAGCAACAGCCUUCACUUUACACCUAUAUUCCUACAAGGUUCCUUGACAACGAGAAUGGGUGGUUCGAACUCUGUGACGUUUUUCGGGAUAUACUCAAGGAUUCGGCCAUUAGAAGCACUUACCUAAUAAUUGACGCACUCGAUGAGUGCACAAUCGAUCAAGAAAGGCUUCUUAGAUUUCUUAAAGAACACUCAUCAAGUCAUCCACGGGUGAAAUGGAUUGUGUCGAGCCGUAACUGGCCAAGCAUUGAGAAAUAUCUCGACAGUACAACCGGAAUCAGACUUCAGCUUGAGCUCAAUGAACACAAUUUAUCUGCUGCUGUUGACCUCUUUGUCAAGUACAAAGUGGAUGAAUUAUCGAAGAGGAACAAAUACCGUAUGGAAAAAAGAAAGAUUGUUAAGGAUCACUUAACAGCAAAUGCAAAAGGGACCUUUCUCUGGGUAGCCUUGGUUUGCAAGCAAUUAGAAAAUGUUCCAGAAAGACAUCUACAGAAAAAGCUCAAAGAAUUUCCUCCCGGGCUCGAUGAGUUCUAUCAGCGAAUGUUCUGUAUUAUUAGUAGCCUAAAUGAUGACGCUGAGCUUUGCAUGUCUUUACUUGGAAUUAUCACGACUGUCUAUCGACCGAUUACAUUAGACGAGUUACUGUCCUAUCUCAAAUCACAAGACGAAAUCACUGGCGAUGGUGAGCUGCAGGAUAUUGUAAGGCUUUGUGGCUCUUUUCUCGUUCUUCGAGAACGCACAAUCUCCUUGGUGCAUCAGUCCGCUCAAGACUUUCUCCUAAAUCGGGUAUCUCAAAAAAUUUAUCCUAAUGGAGCCCAAGAGAUACACUAUUCUAUCUUCUCGCAGUCUUUGCAAGCCCUUCACACAACAUUGCGACGCGAUAUAUACAACCUCGGUGAUCCCGCAUUUCCUAUGAGUCAGGUUAAACCGCCAGACCCGGACCCUCUAGCUACAGUGCGAUAUGCAUGUGUAUACUGGGUAGAUCAUCUUUAUAACUAUUUUCGGAGCAAGGAGAAUGAACCACUUGAGGAUGCUACUUUGCUUGAAGAUUUCUUAUGUCAGGACUUGGUUUAUUGGCUUGAAGCUCUUAGCCUGUCGAGAAGCCUAUCAGAAGGAGCUGUGUUGAUGCUGAAGCUUGAAGGGUUGUUAAAGACAAGAACACAGAAUAAACAGUUAACUGACAGGGUUCAAGAUGCAUACCGAUUCAUUCUCUAUCAUAAAGCAAUGAUAGAGAAAUAUCCACUCCAAGUACACAGUUCAGCAUUAGUCUUUAGCCCUCGGAGCAGCAUAACAAGGAAUCAAUAUGAGCAACCAGACUGGAUAAUUGGUAUAGCAAAUCUUGAAGAAAGCUGGGGUGCUUGCCUGCAGACCCUCGAGGGCCAUAAUGGUUCGGUCAACUCUGUAGUCUUCUCGCCUGACUCCCAGCGGCUCGCCUCUGCCUCCAGCGACGAGACCGUCAAGGUGUGGGAUACCAGCAGCGGGCAGUGCCUGCACACCCUGGAGGGUUAUAAUAGUUCGGUCAACUCUGUAGUCUUCUCGCCUGACUCCCAGCAGCUCACCUCUACCUCCUUCGACGAGACCGUUAAGGUGUGGGAUGCCAGCAGCGGGCAGUGCCUGCACACCCUGGAGGGUCAUAAUGGUUUGGUUAGCUCUGUAGUCUUCUCGCCUGACUCCCAGCGGCUCGCCUCUGCCUCCGUCGACGAGACCGUCAAGGUGUGGGAUUCCAGCAGCGGGCAGUGCCUGAACACCCUGGAGGGUCAUAAUGGUUCGGUUAUUUCUGUAGUUUUCUCGCCUGACUCCCAGUGGCUCGCCUCUGCCUCCGGCGACGAGACGGUUAAGGUGUGGGAUACCAGCAGCGGGCAGUGCCUGCACACCCUGGAGGGUCAUAAUGGUUGGGCUCGCCUCUGCCUCCGCGACGAGACGUCAAGGUUGGGAUACCAGCACGGGCAGUGCCUGCACACCCUGGAGGGUCAUAAUGGUUGGGUCAGCUCUGUAGUCUUCUCGCCUAACUCCCAGCGGCUCGCCUCUGCCUCCUUCGACAAGACCGUCAAGGUGUGGGAUUCCAGCAGCGGGCAGUGCCUGAACACCCUGGAGGGUCAUAAUGGUUCGGUUAUUUCUGUAGUUUUCUCGCCUGACUCCCAGUGGCUCGCCUCUGCCUCCGGCGACGAGACGGUCAAGCGGCUCGCCUCUGCCUCCAGCGACCAGACUGUUAAGGUGUGGGAUGCCAGCAGCGGGCAGUGCCUGCACAUCCUCGAAGGUCAUAAUGGUUCAGUCUACUCUGUGGUCUUCUCUCCUGACUCACAGCAGCUCGCCUCUGCCUCCUACGACGAGACUGCUAAGGUGUGGGAUUCCAGCAGCGGGCAAUGCCUGCACACCCUCGACGGAUCAGAUUAUCUUUACAUUCAGGAUCGAUACCCUCUGAAGCAGAUCCUGAAGCACUGUGUUCUCAAGGGAUUGGUAUAA